This is a messenger RNA of Ahaetulla prasina, 1441 nucleotides long. RefSeq names its product CD101 molecule (gene CD101). The transcript has 4 exons. Lineage: Eukaryota; Metazoa; Chordata; Lepidosauria; Squamata; Colubridae. The record is from RefSeq and is a predicted model, not a curated record. The coding region runs from base 22 to 1038 and encodes 338 amino acids.
GGAAGACUGACCUUAGUAUUAAUGGGGCAUCUUCUGUAUUUGUCAGCUAUGGUCCUAGUGCUGUUUGACCCCUGUGUGGGAGGCCGAAUGGUGUCUAUUCAAAAAGGACCUCUUUAUCGAGUAAUAGGGACACACAUCACUAUUUCGUGUAAUGUCAGUGGCUACCAAAAAUCAGUGGAACAGAAUUUUGAGUGGAUCGCUUAUCAGUCCUCAGCUCCACAGACGCAGAUGAAUAUCAUCAGCACUAAGGACAGAAGAUUCUCUUAUGAUUACUACUCCACGCGUAUUGAAAGUAGGGAAAUCUACAUUGAAAAGACUAAGGAAGAUUCUGUCCUCCUGCACAUCACGGAUCUCAAGGAUACAGAUGAUGGUGUAUAUGAAUGCCACACACCCAACACAGAAGAUGUUUAUCUUGGGACUUACAGUGCUAAAACAAAUAUCUCAGUAAUUCCAAACAACCUCUCUGUAACCAUGAAGUCACAGAUUCUCAUGCAAAAUGAAGGCGAUUCUUUGGAUCUCAUUUGUCAAGUAUCGACGGCAACAGCACAACAUACCCACAUUUCUGUUGCUUGGUAUGUAAUACCAGAAGGAAAGGACAGAAAGGCCCAGAACAUUCUUUCCCUGUCCAAAGAUUACAUUCUGCUUCCAGGCCCUUCCUACACUGAGCGGUUCAACACAGGAGACAUCAGGCUAGUGAAAAUUGGGGAUACGGAAUAUAAAUUUUCCAUCAUCAAACUUAAACAUUCAGAUCAAGGGAAAUUGUAUUGUGAAGCAGUGGAGUGGAUUCAAGACCCUGAUGGAACUUGGAAAGAUAUUGUCCAGAAACAGACAGAUACAGCACCACUGACCAUUAAACCUCUUGAUAAAAAAUUGAGUAUGAAUAACCCUGCUGUCAAAAAUUCAACUCUGAAUGGAAAAGAAACGCAUCUCUAUUGCUCAGUGGAAAGCCAGAAUAUCCAUGGUUCUGUAUGGCUUGGCUCAGUCAUGAUGGGGUGGUGGUUAGUACUAAUCAUUACUGGGCCUUGUCUGUCUGAAUGACAGUGAAGCAAGACCUAGUGUGAGAAAUCUUCUAGUGCAGCAGCAAAACAAUGACAAGCAUAUCUUUAUGAUAAGUCAGAUGGAACUGAUAGACAAAGGUACAUGGAGCUGUAAGAUUUCCGAACUAGAAGACACACACUAGGUUCAUUUAUCAUUAUACAUGAACAAUUAAUCUGGCAUCAGUACAAAUAUGAAGUCUCAAGGUCAACUAGGCUAGAUUUUUUUUCUAUACAUAAAUCAAAAUUGUGCUGACUGAUAAAAUGCCGUUUUUGCUCAGAACUGAUAGAUUGUAUCUUUUCUGUUAUGUAGGGCGAAUGUAUUUGUUUAGAAUUUUCCAGAUCUACUCACAUUCUGCAGGUGAAGUCGUUCUCAGAUAUUUUGGGGUAUUUGGGAAAUUGUGAGG